CAGUCGUGUUUGAGACUCGCUGCGGCCUUAACGUGCUUCUUCUCGUAGUAUGCCUCGCGCGUGUGUGUGUGUGCCUUGAAAGAAUAUCUAAAGUGUUUGGUGUUAUUGAAAAAAAAAAUUAUAAAAACAAAAAUAAUUUUGCAAAGAUAAAAAAUCAGCUGAAGUGUGCGCACAAAACUUGUUACGAGUGUCAAACAAGAAUAAAAAAAGUACAAAAAUCGAUCUAAAUAAAAACAACAAAAUGUAAAAAUCAAUGAGCAAAAGGUAAAACGCAAACAAAUAAAAAAUAAAUUGAAAAAUAAUUUUUAAUCUCACAACUGGUUAACGAAUCAUUGCCAAAUGCCAGCAACUACAAUAAAAGCGGCAAGCGUUUGAAUGUGUGUACGUGUGUGUGUGCGUAGCACAACUGCCCAAAGUGAGCAACGCUGGCUGGACGCGGUCAUAUGAAGCAACAUUGACACAUACAAAUAAACACUUGUGACAUUGCAGCAGAAAAUCAAUAAACACCACAACAAUAGCAGCAAUAACAGCAAAUACAGCAAGAACAGCAUGCAGCAUAUGGCUGUGCUGGAAAAAUUUAACGAUGCCACAUAUUGUUGCAGAAUGUGGAAUCUGGAAUAAAAAUGCGCGCAUAAAUUACCGCCACAACGGCAGACAUUGAAAAAAAGAGCAAUAAAUUUGUUCGCUGGAAUUCGCAGCGACUACCAAAUUGAGCGAACUGUGUAGCAAAGAAAAAAAAAUAAAAAUAAAAAGCAACAACAACACAUUAAAGUGCAGUGCCAACUCUGAUAUAGCCGCAAGUUGCCGCGCAUUUAGCAUUGGAAUGCUGGUAGUUUGCGUUAGCAGCUGUUGCGCUUGCUGUUGUUGUUGUUGGGGCAGUAACUUUACUGCAGCCGCAGUUAACGUGCGUGGCGCGCAUUCGCCAUUGACCGGAAAAUCAACGUCAACAUUAUUGACGUGCGCAACAUUUAAUGGCAGCACUGCAAGCACAAUACAACACAUACAUACUUUCCAUACAUAAACAACUAUAUAGGUAUAUAACGGCAGCUGCCGGUAGACGUUGCUAAGAGCGUGUCUUUUGGAGCCAGCCUGGGAACCAGCGUUAAGUGCGCUAUGCUGCCCGGAACAAAAGUCACAGCCAUAAGCUACGUCGUACGCAUAAAAAUAAAGCAAAGCAGAAAGCAAUAACAACAAAUAGCGUUGAAAAAAUACAAAAUUGAAAACUUGUAUGUUUGAAAAUUCAGCAGUUAAGUGCGUUGUCGCGCCUCCCAUAUCAACACAACCGCCUUCGCUGAGAUGGAGGAGGAUGUCUUAAAUGCGCUGCAAACGCGCACGGCCUACUUGCCCGGCGGCUAUGAUCGCGCGGGCAAAAUUAUCAUCGUUGUUAACAUCAUCAACGAUUUACAAUUGUGGAAUCGCCGUUGUUUGGAGCUAUCGAUUGCCUACUUAAAAAGUGCGUUGAGCGCCGCCACUUUGCAACGCGGCGUCACCGUCAUUGUGGACGCACAGAAGAGCACGACACGCAUUACACGCACGCAUGCGCGCAUCAUUUACGCACUAUUCGAUGAAAUCACAGUCAAUUUAUUUCUAGUCAGAGCGGAGGGUUUUUGGGAGAAGCAUGUGGACACGUGCACGAGCAAAACGCAGGCGAAGGGCGAGCCUAUUGUGCUCUCGAAGGCACGUUUGAUAAAAUACUUCGACCUCUCACAGUUGCCAGAGGAGUUGGGUGGCACUUUGUCAUUUAACUAUGAUUUAUGGCUGCAACAAAGAAAGGCCAUUGAUGAGUUCCAAAAGACUUUCGAUUCGACGCUUAGCAGCAUGGAGAAUCUGCACGUGGUGCUGCUGAAUAAUAAAUCAUUGCGGCCAACGGAAGCGGAUGUUGAGUUGAAGAAGUGUGCACAGCUGCAUACGAGCGUACAACAACAAAUUGAAGUGGUCAUCGAGUUGGGCAAUCGCGUGCUGAAUCGACUCGCUGAAGCUUAUGCGCCACCAAGAGUGGCACCAACGCCUCAAAUAAUGUCCACUACUAACGUUUUAACAUCAACUAAUAACCACACAACAGCAAUAUCCUGCCAUGAGUCACAUAUUAACAACCAUAAUGUUCAAACGCAUAUAAAUGCCACCUGCGCCACAGCCAACACUCCCGCCACACGUCUGCCACUGCCGACGGAUCUUCAAUACGCACGCGCACGCAUCGAACUCCUGCUCAACCAAAUCGAACGCAAACAAACGGAAAUACGUACCGCGUGGCUGGAACUCUUGCAGAGCAUACGCGAGGCACGCGAACUCACACACCUGGAAGAGGGUGUCGCCUUCGUAACGAACUGGAUACUACAGACUGCCGAACAGAUGCUCAGCCGACAAUAUAGCAUCGGCGGUGAUGUGCACAGCUGUGAGACGCUACGCGCCGCACACGAUGUACUCGAACUGGAAUGCCGCGAAACGUAUGGCUUCUAUGCGGAAUUAUUGUAUAAAAUCGAUGCAUUCGGUGGAGUGAAGGACUCGCACGCAUAUAAGGAUCUAAUGUCACAAUGUGAUUUCAUGCAAUUUGUGUGUCGCUCAUUCGCUACACGUCUGGAGCGGCGUCGGAAUGUGUUGAUCACAUCGUUGCGGUUUUUUCGACUCGUCAGCGAAUAUUUCGAUCGUACUACUGCGGUUUUCGAAACACUAGUCAUGGGUAAUAAAAUAGCCGAGGAGAAUUUUGUGGCGGCUGCGGAAACUUUGCAGCAACUGAAGGAGAGUCAGCUGAGUUUGGCCAACCUGGAACGCGAACUCGUUAAGGAGGGCGAAAAGCUCAGCGAUAUGCUGGCGAUGCCGGUGAAAGAUGCGCUUGGCCGUGACCUACACAUCGACUACAGCGAAGAUAUCGGCAAUGUGCGCGAUAUUUUGGACACGACGUUGGCGCGCCGCAACAUCUUCGGCGACAGCGUUGAACUGCAGAAACUCACCUUGGAACAAAUGACACACAUUUACACAUACGAACAGGACGGCCGUAUGGCCAUUAAAUGGAUGGAGGAUUUGUACAAUGUCAUGAUCAAGUGCCAUUCGCACGUCGGUUGUAAUAUACACGAGAUACAGGUGCAGAAGGAUGAAUUGCAGACAUUUCAAGAAACUGGAAAGAGCAUCUACAACUAUGGUUGUCAAUUGCUGGAAGCUUCGCAGGCGCUGCGCAUUUCCUGUCGUCUCGAUGCAGAGGCAAUACCACAACGCAUGUCACAGCAAUUGCGGCACACUUGGCACCGAUUGCAGGCCAUAAGCCAAGAGCAUAUGACACGUCUUCGUGUCUCAGCCGUUUUCCAUCGCAGCGUCGAGGAGUACUGCCAACAGCUGCAGGAGCUGCGCUUAUCGGUGCGCAAUCUGAAGCAAACGCCGAACAGCAGCAGCGGCAUCAGCAGCGAGUCGGAUACACGCGCAUCACCGCCAAUCAUUAUCGGCGGUAGAGAAGCCGCGGACGAGACGGUGGAAAGAGGAGGCCGCGUUGGCGCAGAAGAAGAGAUAACAACUCACAACAUUGAUGGCUAUGCGGACAAAUCGACAACGACGAGUGUCACAAUGCCGACGGGGGGCGCAAGCGGUGCGGCGGCGCUACUGCGUGAUCAGCUGCGUAAACAUUUGGUGGUGCGCGAACAGCUGCUGCUCGAAGUGGGUCGCAUGGUGCGGUUGGGCCGACUAUUGAAAACCCGUUUGAAAGAACCAUUCGUCUUGGAUGCCGUUACGGGAAUGAGCGUUACAGUUGAUGAACUGGCAACGGAUGCUUCCAGUUCGGCCGGCGAUACGCAAACACAAUCCUCCAGUCCGGUUGGCACGGUCGAUAGUGCUAGCACCGCCGAUUCCAAUACCAUUGUUAUAAAACCGACGGGAAAUAAUGAUAUUGCUUGUGCGGCUAUCUCACAUAAGUUGCAGGAAAUUGCUGAGGUGGCGGAAUCGCUAGAUGCUUCGAUACGUGACGUGCAACAGGAUGCGGAAGCGUUGGAGGUGAAUGCGACCAACACCGCUGAGAAGAAGCGCGAGGCUAUGCGAAGUUACAGUAGUGAGGACUGGCACUCACGCUCCACCGAGGACGACUCCUUCGUUACCGCCUCCGAGGGUAAUUUUACGCCACACUCGCAUUCGUCGUCAUACCAAACGGCGUCGGGACGCACUUCCUCGUUUAUCAGUUGCGAUAAAAGCUCAUUUGAUGUGAGCGAAGCGGAUGACUCCACCUUUGCAUCGACAUUUGAAAUACCCGUUGACAUUAAUAUGUCUUACGAUGGCACCGAACAUAGCUUUGUGUCCGCACAACAGCAAGACUCUACACCCUCACCACAACAACAAGAACUACAACAACAAAACACACACGAAUCACCUACUGAUGGCGGCGCCUACGCUUUACCACCCACCAACGACGAUGGCGACGGCAGCAGCAUCGCCGACAUUGAGGAACUGCACAGCCAAAGCGUGACACCGACACCGGGUGAUGGCGAUGUAGAGCACUAUAACUUUCAAAGCAUACCCAUCGAGUCAGAAUCCGAUUUGGAAUCAUCUUGUAUAGUCGAUUCGCCAUCGCUGCAGGUGUUGACGGAGGAGGUGUCGGUCACAUCGGUGACGCCGGAGGUGAGCACGUGUUCUAGUACUGAGCCAAAGCAAUUUCAAAAGCAAAAGCAACAGCUACUGCAGCAACCGCAAAACAAUUAUAACAAUAACAAUAACAGCAAUACUAACAACAGCAACACUAGCAAUACGAGUAACAAUCAAAAACCGAAUGCGGCCUGGCGUCGCAGCAAAUAUUAUGAGAACAUAACCAAGCAAACCAUCAAGGGUUUUCUAUAGGUGAAAUGUGAGUGCGUGCGGGGGCGUUGGUGGCAUCGGCAAAGCGACAAUGCCAACGCCAACGCCAGGGGAACACAGCAUAGAACAACAGCGCUUUGCAUGCACGCACAUACCCACAUCACGGCACAUACAUAUGUAUAUAUAUGUCUAUGCAUGUAUGUAGAAAUGUUUGAACACAAUAUCCGACCAUAUUUUUUUUAAUUUAUUUGCUUUGGCUAAAUUAGUUUGUUAUUUAUUGGCUGAUAGGCAGCAACUAACCAUGAACUUAACCGCACUUUAUUGUUUGCCUUGGCGAGGCUCAAGCAGUCGGAAAUGACUACUCAACAAAUAAGCAUUUGUUUGUGUGUAUGUAUGUAUUUUUUGGUUUUUGUAUAUUUUCGUUUGCUUUUUUACUUUACUUUUUUCGAAAAGUAGCUUAAUCAUAAAUUUUAGAAAAUGUCUACAGCAAGAGCAUUGAUGAAAUUUACAUAAAUAUUUUUGUUUAUAUGCAUAAAAUAUAUAAGUAUGUUUGUUGAAAAUUUAGAAUUUAUUUAUUUUGGAAAUUUUAAGCAAAUACAUUGUAGAUUUUAAGUGCCAAAUACAUGCCUGGUUUGCUUCUGGCGUCAUUUCGAGAGCGCAAAGUGUGAAAAUAUUAAAAUUGUAAUGAAUACAAACAAAGAAUAUACGUACAAAAACACACACGCAAAAAAAAUAAAAUAAAACAAAAAAAUACCUACAAACAGAUAUGCACACCAAGAAAUGCCUGAUAAUGCAAUUUUAAUGCAACUAAUUUUUUCUGAUUACUUUACAGUUUAAAUUGCUGAUUACUUCAAAUUUUGCGUUUACUAAAUUUACCUUUGAUUUCUUAUUUAUGCCGGAGAAUUACACAAUUUUAUUUAACAAAAACAAGAAAUAUGUAUAAAUGUUAUGCCGUUACAUACUCUAGUGAUAACUAUUUAUAUAAAAUUACUUCUUAUUUAAUUUAUUAUAUUAAUUAAUUAUAAUUACUUAUAAUAAUUACACUUCAAUUAUGCAUAUUUAUAUAAAAAAUAUAUUUGAUAAAACUUAGUCAAUUUAUAUUUAAGAAAUAUGCUCACACAAAACGUAUAUAUUGUUUUAUAAUAGUAUAAAUUAAAUAAUAAAAACAAAUAUUUUUUGAAAAUAAAUCAUUAUAAUUAUGCAUGAAAUAAAUAC
Molecule: messenger RNA, 5982 nt
Organism: Bactrocera oleae (olive fruit fly)
Lineage: Eukaryota; Metazoa; Arthropoda; Insecta; Diptera; Tephritidae
Source: RefSeq, a predicted model, not a curated record